CCUCCUCCAUCAUCAUCAGCUGACUGUCUUCAAGUUAGGUGAACAGCUCAGCACAAAACAAACCCUCAGCAUGACGCUAACCCAGCGACAUGAAUCACAAACGGCUCGCACGGUUUUAGAGAAGAAGAAGAAGAAGCAGCAGCUCGGGAUGAAGGUUAUUUUCUAACCGGCCACAGGGAACGGUAGCCGGCCCGCUGCUCGCUGCUGCCGCCGCCGCCGCCGCCGCUCAAGUUAGCCUGCCGAGCUACAGCGAAGAGCUAGUUAGCUAACAGGCUAAUUUAGCCGAUGUAGAUGACACAAUGGAGGGGAUUCUGUACAAAUGGACGAAUUAUAUGACAGGCUGGCAGCCCCGCUGGUUCGUCUUAGAGAAUGGAGUCAUCUCUUAUUACGACAGCGAGGACGACGUCGGUAAAGGAAGCAAGGGAUCCAUCAAGAUGUCCGUGUGUGACAUCAAAGUUCAUCCAACAGAUCUGACGCGUCUGGAGCUGAUAAUCCCCGGCGAGCAGCAUUUCUACGUCCGGGCUGUGAACGCUGCAGAGAGACAGAGGUGGCUGGUGGCUCUGGGUUCGUCCAAAGCUGGAACACUGGACAGUCACAAACACAGAGGUCCAGACUGUCUGAAGACGAAGAUGUCUGAACUUCGUCUGUACUGCGACCUCCUCGUCCAGCAGGUCCAGACGAUCCAAUCGCAGCACGCCGCCGACACAGAGACCACGCCCACCUCUGAGGCCUCUCUCCUCAGUGCGACCUGUGCGACUUUUAUCAGGACUCUGGAGGAGUGUAUGACCCUGGCUAACCAGAGUCUGACCCCUGACCUCCGACCUCCUGAAAGGAUGAAGAGGUCGAUCAGUCACCCUGGAACAUACAGCUUUGACAGGUCAGGUGUGCUGAAGGAGUACGUGAGUGGAGGUCAAAGGUCGACUCAGCGCAGGAACCGGACAUGCUCCGACAGCUCUGUUUAUGAUACUGAACGUGUGCUGCCCAGUCUCAACGGGGACCCGUCCUCCAUUCCUGAGGAGAGAGGAGGCAGUGCCAGCCCAAAGACCACAACCACGGACACAGACACUGACCUGUCCAUCUGAAGCCCUGACGUCCACCCAGACCCUGAAGGAACUGCUGAACUGUGAACUCUGUGAGAAGAACACGACAAGGUCACUAUCGGGGACGUCUUCAUCGAAGCGAGGAUGACUCGAGCGACAUUUGACUUCUUCUAGGAACUUCCCUUCUCGUGCUUUUUCUCUGAAUUCAGCUGAUUGCCAAAAACGUGCACUUUGUAAUCAUAAUGAAUUUCUCCUUAAAGCUUUCUUUAAGUUGCACAGUACACACUGGAGAGACAGAAAAAGACAACAGGAGAGAGACCUGAGAGUUGUCCUGAGCUGGACGUGAACCUGAGACGCUUGGUUAGAAAGAAUACAACGCUUUAACUACUCUACGGAUCAAAAAAAACAAAACAAACUGUGACCAGAAGUGAAUGAAAAAUAGUUAACUCCAGUUAAUCUAGUGGGUUUUUCUUUAGUGGCAACCAAAUGAGGACUGUGACGGCUUCUGGACAGUUUGGAUGCUCGCGUUGAUCGUUCACUGAUACAGACGGACCUGAGAUUGUACGGGCAGUGUUGAAUUUUUCGGGAUCAGGUUCGGGCAUCGAAAUCCAGCGACCGUGCCACAAAAGCAUCUUCUCGCACAGUAUUUUCUGCCGUCUCCACACAUUUGAGAACUCUGCAGAUUUUUUUCCUUUGCCCCGGAGCAUCUUCGCCACUCUUCCUCCGGGCCUCCACCGUUGUGCUGACCUGCCGAAAGCAGAGGUUAAACACAGGAACUCUGUCCCUCUCCCUGCCAGCGCUGAGGUUGUCAGUGGCGAGGUCCGGUACGGCGGAGUGUAGCUGAGGAUGAACCGGACUGAAAAGCGGCAUCUUGGCAGGUUCCCGACGCCGGUUUUUCUAUGCUGCAGUUCACAGACACAGAGAGCCGAGGAUCUUGGGUCUUCAGAUGCCAACCUUUGCACCGACGCGGUGAUCUACAUUAAAUGUGCCAUUGCUCUUUUUCCCAGAAAAACCACCUUCUCAUUCUCGACCGACAGAGUUCUGGUCUUUGAAACUGGGGCUCGGAGGGAGACGAGACUCCGGGUUGAUCUGCAGCUGUCUCCUUGAGGAGCUUGCACCUUCUCCUCGUAUUUGUUUCUGCUGGGUUGUUUUUCACCUCCACUCCAAAGACGAGUCAGAUCAGGUGAACGGGGUCUGUAAAUUACAGACAGGUGUGAAUGUGUCCAAGUAACUGCCUUUUAAUGUUUGUAUUUCUUUAGUGUUUACUUGCCUUUUGUCGAUGAAUUCCAUCCAAACGUGACCCCGCAAAGAAAAAGGUACAGUGGCCCUGGAGGCUCAACACACUGCAACUUAAGGAAACGCAUGCAAAUGAGUAGAAGAUAUCUGCACCCAUCCGGCAGCGCGCGAACGCCACUGAGAAAAAGCCAUUGCGAAGACAUAAAAGGGCGGCAAACCGAGAAACACGUUCAGCGAUUUUGAAAUUCUGUGGGACUGAACAACCAAAUACAGAGAAGCACUGACGUUAACCGCAUGUCGGUGGAGCCGGAAAGUGAGCUGAUGGUUUUAAGUUUAUUUCAGUUUUAACGUUCUUACUUUCUCAUUCAGAUAUUUGUUUAUAGCAAAGGUUUUAUUGUCCCCCUGGAAACUUGGUUAUUUUUUUUUUUUGUAGUUCCAUCUUUUUUCAGUGCGACUUGCAGCGUUUU
Molecule: messenger RNA, 2743 nt
Organism: Xiphias gladius (swordfish)
Lineage: Eukaryota; Metazoa; Chordata; Actinopteri; Istiophoriformes; Xiphiidae
Gene: plekha3
Product: pleckstrin homology domain containing, family A (phosphoinositide binding specific) member 3
Exons: 8
Coding region: 300-1082 (260 amino acids)
Biological process (GO): receptor recycling; endosome organization; retrograde transport, endosome to Golgi
Cellular component (GO): recycling endosome; early endosome; trans-Golgi network
Source: RefSeq, a predicted model, not a curated record